Bursaphelenchus xylophilus (pine wood nematode) is the source of this 1218-nucleotide messenger RNA. The record is from the annotation of a GenBank genome assembly. NCBI's taxonomy places the organism in Eukaryota, Metazoa, Nematoda, Chromadorea, Rhabditida, Aphelenchoididae.
AUGAGACAUCGAAGAUACCCGGUAAAAAAGAACACCAAAAUCAAGGCCAGUGACCCGAUGACCAAAGGCAAGGGGCCGGGAAAGGUCGACCUUAGGUAAGCAAUUUGAUUUAAACUAGUUCAUUAUUUAGGAGGAAGAAUAGGCCGCCAACUUUAGAUGAGAUUGAUGAGCAAAUGAUUCCUCGAAGACUCAAGGAUCUUGAACAAGCUAAGCAGGCUUUGAAGGAUGGGAUCGAUAUCAAGAGGAAGAGGAAUAAGAGAAACAAAAACAAAUUCCUCGGUAAGGAUUAUAUGUUUUCGAGUAAUUCAAAGAUUUUUAGAGCUAACGUCCAGGAUGGGUUUCCAUCAAAGACCCUGGGAAGAUCAGGAGCAGCUAACCAAGAGAAUAAUGAGAACAAAAAACAAAGCUUUGGACGACGAAAUGAUGAAAGUGAAAGCAGGAAAGGCAGGUAGAGAUGCCAAAGAACUCGACGAAGAAUUUAGACAAUUGGAUGAGACCGCGAAACGGAAGAAACUAGCAAAAAUAGCCUUGAGGGAAAAGAAACUCAAAUUAAAAGAGAAGGAGGAAAAAUUUAAACAAUCAAAAGUUAGAAAGAUGGCCAAUUUGGAUUCGGAAGAGGAUUCAGAAGACGCUGAAGAUGAGGAAGAGGUGGAUUCUGAAGCAGAAUCAAUUAAUCAAGUGGAUGAAAAAGGAAGCGAUAAAAAUAAGAAGAAAGAAAACUUCAAGAUUGAAGAUAACGAUAAACAAGAAAUUGGCAAGAAGCGGAGAAGGCUGAAUAAGCGAGAACGGAAACAGUUGAAGCGACGGAUCCAGAGAGAAGAUGAAGAAAAGGAUUUGUUAUUGAACGCUAGAGGUGAGUUGAAUUACCUAAUACAAGAUUUUCUUAGAGAUUAUACCGUUCGGAGAAACUGCUGAUGCCCCUCCUAAAUUCGAAUCCUUCAGAAAAACAAUGGAUCCAUUGUAUGCACAAGUAAGUAACACAUUGAUGUUUACGCGUGAUGAGUUCUUCACUUAAAAUAGCUUUAAUUACAGGCAGGAAGUAAGGACCUCCUGUUGAAGAAACUGAUGGGGAACUCGGUAGAAAAGAAGGGCAUUGAAAUGGAGUUGGAUGAGCAUUCUUUUGGGAAGAAAACAAAACAAAAAGUGGAUGAUCAGGAACGAUUGAAGGUCAUCCAGGCUUAUCGAGACCUAAAGAAACAGAGGACGACAGGCUUUUGA